AUGAGAGGGCCCCCUUUUCCCCAGCUCUGCAGUUCGGGGGCCCCUGGGGCCCCUAAAGUUACUGACAGGGUCUGGGGGCCCCCCGCACCCCCGUCUGAGUUUCUGUGGGACUCUGCAGCAGUGCUGCAGCACUUAGGCUGCUACUUGACGGCCAGGGACCUGCUGCAGCUCUGCUGCUGCUGCCGCCAGCUGCAGCAGCAGCAGCAGCCUGGGGGGCUGCUGCACAGCGCCCUUGAAGCAGCACUAGCUGAGCUUCUGCCGGGGCCCACAGGCAGGUUUGAGUUGCUGCUGGAGGCCACAGAUGCGAGUCCUAACUUAGGAGGCCCCCCAGGUUCUAAUUGCUGCUGCUGCUGCUGCUGCAAUCGCACUGCAGAAAAAGCAACGGCCCUCAGAACAGCAGGAGUAGCUGCUGCGGCUGCGCGCCGAGCCGCCGCCACAGCAGCAGCAGCAGCAGCAGCAGCAGCAGCAACAGACCAACGGGAAGACACAGGAGCCGAAAGGAAGCGGCUAAGACUCGAGAGCCCCCCGCCACCAGCAGCAGCUAGCAGAGCAGCUAGAGGCCCCAAGCAAGUGAAGCCCGCUUGUGAGGGGCCCCCACCUUUUCGCUGCUGCAGCAGCUGCUGCUGCUGCAGGGGCCCCCAACCAGCCCAAAGGGCCCCUCAGCUUUCGCUGCAGCAGCACGCGUCUUUCUUUCUGCGCCUCAGGCGCUGCUGGCGGCUUCUAACGAGGCCGCCACGAAGCCUCGUCGAGCCUACAGCAGCAGCAGCAGCAGCAGCAAGCUCACCAAAGGCAGCCGCAGCAGCGGCAGCAGCAAACGCGGCUUCGCCGUCCUUAGCAGAUGGCCAACAGCCGAGCUCUCUCGGGCCUUACUUAGAAGAGGCGGCAGCAACGGAUCCAGCAGCAGGGGCUCCAGCAGCAUCAGCAGCAGCUGCUGCUGCCCCUACAGCAGGUGCAGCUGAAGCAGCAGCAGCUGCAGCAGAGGCCGCGCUGACUCUGGACUUCCUCUUCAGCUGGAGUCCUGCUAGGCCUCUUCGCCUCUGCCGCCGCCAGUGCCUGCAGCUACACAGCCUCGCCGCUGCGACUUUGCCAGUUCAUAGCCAGCAGCACAACAGCAGCACAGGCAGCAGCAGCAGCUGCUGCUGCUGCUGCUGCUUGUGCUGCAGCAGCAGCAGCAGCAAAGGGGUUCUCAAGGAGCUGCUGCUUGUUGGCCAGGGGCGGUCGCUGAAGCUGUUGACCCCGGAGACUCUUGAUGUGCUUCCGACGGCAGUUCGGGUUGCGCGCCGUAGAAUGGCACAGCAGCAGCAGCAGCAACAACAGCAACAACAACAACAGCAGCAGCAGCAGCAGCAAAGCCAUGAGCAGCAGGAUGAUCGGCAGCAGCAGCAGCAGCAGCAGAAGCGGCAGCGGCAGGAACAGCAGCAGCAGCAGCAGCGCCAGUGGCGAGCAGGGAAAGGCCUCUCCCUGCCAGCAGCAGAAAACGGCUACAUACUUCUCUCUUCGCCAAAAUAUAUUGUUGCACUUCCCAGGUUUUUUUUAGGGACUUCUCCUGAGACGUGGCCGUUUAGUGGACAGCAGAGCCCGCGCAGCCGCAGCAGCAGACGCAGCAGACGCAGCAGCAGCAGCAGCAGCAGCAGCAGCGGGAGAGAUGACAGCGAAAGCGACAGCAGCAGCGCUGUAGUCUCACCCCCUGAAGUGGCUGUGCAUGGAAGCGUUCAAGCAGAAAGCCGCAGAGGCAGAAGCAGCAGCCGGAACAGCAGCGGCAGCAACAGGAGCAGCAGAAGCAGCAGCAACACCAGCAGUGACGAAAGUAAUGAGGACGUCCGUGGAGAUGACCCGGAACUGCGUGUUCCGCAGGGCUGUUUGUGGUGCGUAGAAGCUCCCAGCAUACGCAGCAGACGCAGCAGCAGCAGAAGCAACGAUAACAGGGCCGCCAGCAGCAGCCGCUGCAGCACCUGCUGCUGCUGCACCGAGCGUGAGCAGCCAGGCGCAGCAGAAGGGGGCCCCCAGGAACUGCUGCAGGGUCCUGUCCUCCGCGUGGGGCCGCCUCGAAGAAUAGCCACUGGGGAAGUUGGAGUCACAGCUGGCUGCCUCUCUGGCCCCUGGGUUUGCUUCGGGUUUGAAGACUCCCUUACCCUCCACUGCCUCUGUCUGCUGAAGAGAGCCUGGGGGCAGGCCGCGCUCCCGCUGCAGCAGCAAAGACUCCAGUGGCAGCAGAAGCAUAAGCGUUUGCUGCGGCUGGGGAAGCUGGCAGCUGUAGCCCGCUGCGCCGAGGGGGAAUGCCAGGCAGGGGUUUCUUGCCUCGAAUGUCGCCACGUGUCUCUGGAGACCUGCAGAGACCUUCUUGGCUUGCGUUCAGAGCAGCAGCAGCAGCGAAAGCAGCAGCAGCAGCAGCAGCAGCACCAGCCGACCAGUUCCAGGAGGGAGCAGCAGCUCCCAUCUGGUGGCAUUGCAGAUGGCAGCGGCUCCCGCCUCGUGGGCGUGGCUUCCAAGCGCGAGCACGUUCAGGUGCUUAACACGGCCCUCCGCAAGCCGGGGCGGCCAAGAGCAAUGACGGACAGCGCACGGCAGUGCCAACAGAAGCAGCUGCUGAAACAGCAGCAGCAGCAGCAAACUCAAGCAUGGUGGACGUCAUUUCAGGUUUUUGUUUUGAGCGGCACCGUGCUGCUGCAGGCGGGGUCGGUGCCUCACGUCGAUCCUUCAAUUGAGCUGCUAGCAGGAGCAGCAGCACCAUAA
Messenger RNA from Eimeria tenella, 2733 nucleotides. RefSeq lists its product as uncharacterized. NCBI's taxonomy places the organism in Eukaryota, Apicomplexa, Conoidasida, Eucoccidiorida, Eimeriidae. The record is from RefSeq and is a predicted model, not a curated record. The transcript has 8 exons. Bases 1 to 2733 code for a protein of 910 amino acids. Gene Ontology annotation, cellular component: spliceosomal complex. Gene Ontology annotation, molecular function: RNA binding. Gene Ontology annotation, biological process: regulation of mRNA splicing, via spliceosome.